Lactuca saligna is the source of this 2104-nucleotide messenger RNA. NCBI's taxonomy places the organism in Eukaryota, Viridiplantae, Streptophyta, Magnoliopsida, Asterales, Asteraceae. The record is from the annotation of a GenBank genome assembly.
GAUAGCUUUACAAAACGAAAGGCUAGAAUUGGAAAAACGUAUGCCACAAUUUGAUUUGUUUUAAUGCAGUUCAUAAUCGGACACGAAACGCCGCCGUAUCCUUUCACCGCCAUACCUUUUUGUAUGGUAUAAAAUGAGCCAAAACCCAUAAACCCUUCUCCAAGAAAUAUUACACACAAAAAGCAAUUCACAACAACUUUCCAAUUUUCUUUCAACUGCCAUUAAUUUUGGUGUUUCAAGUUCUGGUUUCAGUGAUCGUCAAAGAAGAUGAUGAGUCGUGGAGCAACGACUGUUGUCCGAUCGGUGAUGGGUCAAAUGGGUCCACGUUUGUUUUCAACCGCAGCCGGAAACGCUUCCAUUACCGGUGUGAUGAGAGCAAACGCCGGCCUCAUCGGAUCUGAAAAGGCGGUGGUGACAUGGUGGAUCACGUCGUCUCCGAUUGGCGCUCGCCAUGCGAGUACGAUGACAUUGGGGGAGAAAGUACAGCAGCCGGAUCAGAAGGAAGAGGCAACUGGUAGCGGCGGCGCAGCCGCCGGUGGUCAUAAAGGUAAAGAGGUUGUCAGUUACUGGGGUGUACAACCACCUAAAGUUACGAAAGAGGAUGGUUCAGAAUGGAAGUGGCAUUGCUUCAGGCCAUGGGAGACAUACCAAGCAGAUCUCUCGAUCGAUCUAAAGAAGCACCAUACUCCGACGACGUUCUUGGAUAAACUAGCUUACUGGACUGUCAAAUCUCUCCGAUUCCCUACCGAUGUUUUCUUUCAGAAACGAUAUGGAUGUCGAGCGAUGAUGCUUGAAACCGUCGCCGCCGUUCCCGGAAUGGUCGGAGGAAUGCUCCUUCACUGUAAAUCCCUCCGACGUUUCGAGCCCAGUGGUGGCUGGAUCAAAGCUCUAUUAGAAGAAGCAGAAAACGAAAGAAUGCAUCUAAUGACUUUCAUGGAGGUUUCCAAACCAAGGUGGUACGAACGUGCCCUGGUUUUCACUGUUCAAGGCGUCUUCUUCAACGCCUACUUUCUCGCAUAUCUUGCUUCUCCUAAACUAGCGCACAGAAUCGUGGGAUACCUUGAGGAAGAAGCAAUUCAUUCAUACACUGAGUUCUUGAAGGAGCUUGACAAAGGAACCAUUGAAAACGUCAAAGCUCCAGCAAUUGCUAUCGAUUAUUGGCGUCUUCCUGCUGAUUCAACUCUUCGUGAUGUUGUCAUGGUUGUGAGAGCAGAUGAAGCUCAUCAUCGUGAUGUUAAUCACUUUGCUUCGGACAUUCAUUAUCAAGGACUUGAGCUUAAAGAUUCUCCAGCUCCUAUAGGAUACCAUUGAAUAAGAUCCAAAAUCUGAUCUAAUAAUUUUCCUUUUGGUUUUAUAACAUAAACGUGAUUGUUCUAUAAUCUUGUACAUACUUUAUGGUGGUUUAUUGUUGGUUUAAUAUGAAAAUCUUGAUGUUAUAAAUGUUGGGGAAUCUGUUUUUAAUGGUAUUGAUGUGAUUUUGAUUGACAACUAAUCUUGUGUAAGAAAUGGAAUUGGUCGAUCAUAACGUUUGUAACAUAUGAAGUCGGGUGACACAAGGUCUUGAAAACAAAAUUUGGAUUUUGGCUUAAAUGAUUGGUUUUGAAACAGGGUUGAAGGGUAUUUGAGUAUUUUUAACAAGGAGGUGAUAAUAGGAGUUUUGAAAUUUGUGGAUUUUAGAAUGGAAUUUAGGAGUGUUCAAAACGCAAAAGAAUACAUCAAUGGUGCACCUACUAAAGAAGUCGUCAAAUACCAACGACAUGACCAUAGUGAGAUAAUGCAACUACUUACUAUUCACUUUAGAUUUGAGAAAACAAAGCUAAUUACCAAGGGGACAUUAUCAUAACAUUGCAUUGGUGGAAGUAAUUCAUGAGAUAAUUAGACUUUAUAAUUGAUUUAAGAGGAUGUUUGCUUGGGAGAAUAUUUUGAAAGAACCUAAAAUAUGUAAAUAAUUGGGAUUUGAACGAAUUGGAGUUUGAAUUGAAUUAUGUUGUGUUUGGUUGAAGUGGAAUGAAAUGGGAUUCUUAGCAUAGUUGGGAGGACGCCGAAGAAAAGGAGAAUUUUGAAAUGGUGGAGUAUUAUGUUUUUUUUUCUUCCUAAUGGUCAG